This is a messenger RNA of Saccostrea cuccullata (small rock oyster), 1588 nucleotides long. RefSeq names its product zinc finger protein 665-like. The record is from RefSeq and is a predicted model, not a curated record. The coding region runs from base 135 to 1211 and encodes 358 amino acids. NCBI's taxonomy places the organism in Eukaryota, Metazoa, Mollusca, Bivalvia, Ostreida, Ostreidae. Gene Ontology annotation, biological process: regulation of transcription by RNA polymerase II. Gene Ontology annotation, molecular function: DNA-binding transcription factor activity, RNA polymerase II-specific. Gene Ontology annotation, cellular component: nucleus. The transcript has a single exon.
AAGAGGCAGAUUUUGCAUCCAGUUCAGAAAAUUCUGUGAAUUUAAACUAUAGUGUAAAUGAAAAUAAAUUUGGGAAUUUCGAACAAUCCAUAAAUGCGUGUGAAAGUAAAAGGCCCAAUAAAUGUAACAUCUGUAUGAAAACAUUUAAUCAUCAAAACGAGUUACGGAGACACAUAAGUUUACAUACAGAUGAUAAACUUCAUAACUGUGAUGUUUGUGGAAAGGCAUUCAGCCAGUCACAGUAUUUAAAGAGUCACAGGAGGACACAUACAGGUGAAAAAUCUUAUAAAUGUGAUGUGUGUGGAAAGAUAUUCAGCCAGUUGCAGUAUUUAACGAGUCACAUGAAAACACAUACAGGUGAAAAACCUUAUAACUGUGAUGUUUGUGGAAAGGCAUUCAGAUGGUCACAGUAUUUAAAGAAUCACAGGAGAACACAUACAGGUGAAAAACCUUAUAAAUGUGAUGUGUGUGGGAAGGCAUUCAAACUCUCAGAAACCUUAAAGAUGCACAUGAGGACACAUACAGGUGAUAAACCUUAUAAAUGUGAUGUGUGUGGGAAAGCAUUCACUCAGUCAAGUUCCUUACAUGCACACAUAAGGACAAAAACAGGUGAUAAAUCUUAUACUUGUGAUGUGUGUGGGAAAGCAUUCACUCAGUCAAGUUCCUUACAUGCACACAUGAGGACAAAAACAGGUGAUAAACCUUAUACAUGUGAUGUGUAUGGGAAGACAUUCAACAGAUUAAAUGCCUUAAAGGCACACAUGAGGACACAUACAGGUGAUAAACCUUUUGUAUGUGAUGUGUGUGGGGAAGCAUUCUCCCUCUCAGAAAACUUACAGAGGCACAUGAGGACACAUACAGGUGAAAAACCUUAUAAAUGUGAUGUAUGUGGGAUGGCUUUCAGCCAAUCACAGCACCUACAGAGUCACAUGAGGACACAUACAGGUGAUAAACCUUAUAUAUGUGAUGUUUGUGGGAAGGCAUUCAACCUCUCACAAAACUUAAAAAGGCACAUGAGGACACAUACAGGUGAAAAACCUUAUAAUUGUGGUGUAUGUUGGAAGGCUUUCUGCCAGUCACAGCACUUACAGUAUCACAUGAGGACACAUACAGUUGAUAAACCUUAUAAAUGUGAUGUGUGUGGGAAGGCAUUUUAUUGUUCAAAAAACUUUGAAAGACAUUGCAGGAUACAUAUUGUUGACAAACCUUAGAAAUGUGGUUUGUAUAAGAAAACGUUCUGUGAAAAAGCGGAUUUAAAUAAACACAUGAGGACAAAUACAUAUGAGAACUAUAUAAUGUGAUGUAUGUGAAAAGGAAUUCAAAUUAGGUAACUUACAGUCAUGGCCUCAGGGUCAGUGGUAAACAUGUAUUGCUAGGGCAGAUCUAUAUUGAUUUAAUGGUGAAAUUACAUUAUUUAUUUGAAAAUCUUCUCCGUUACUUUAUAAUAAACAAACUAACUACAUCGUAGCUGUGAACAGGAAUGGUUCUUCUUCAAAAUUUGUGAAUUUCUUGGCUGCUAGGUCAGGUAUUUGGUUUAAUGGCGGGACUCUAUUGAUUAUGUUGUGAAAAAGCAAUUCUUCUUUUAAAA